CGUCUGAAUGAUGGAAGUUAGUGAAGUGCCCCAAAUGCAUCAACAAUCGAUGCAAUCAAUAUCACAGCAACCGUUGCAAUCUCAACUACCGUUGGAUUUUAGUGUCACGAUGGUGAAUAUUAAGCUUAACAAUGUCAGCAUGAGUCCGACCGGUGCCAAUAAUAACAAUAACAACAUCAGUGUGAUGAUUGGCAAAGGUGGAACCACGGAAUCUGUGGCCGUAACCGAUGAAAACAAGGCUAAUUCGCUGAACGGAGUUAACAUUUCUAGACCGAUGAGUCCGAAUGUGUUACUAACGGUGAACAGUAAUCCUUCGGUAAAUGGAAAUGGUAGCAGCAACGGUUCGUCGACGACGAGCGCGUUCAAGGUAGUGACACCGAGGGGAAAAGCCGACGCACCGACUAUACCUGCAAACGGAUUCUCGCCUUUAAUUUUCAACAAUGAUCUGCUGGUAAAUCACUAUCGCCGUUUGCUUCAUCCAGCGGCCGUACCCCGACUUCCGAGCGGUGCCAACGGUUAUAAUGAUGUGCCUGACAAUCCACCCAAAAUGGGACAUAGAGACGAAAUCAAGUUCGGAGUUAGCCGUUUGGUUAAAAACGAAUCAGAGGAUGAAGACAACAACAAUGUUUAUCAUCACCCUUCCCAUCAUACUCAACAACAUUUACCCCUGCAUGCCACCCAUCUGCAGCAACAAGCCUUGAACGGUCAGAAGCUGUCCACAUUAUCAAGUGGAUACGACUCGAGUGCCCUCAGCAGUCGAUCUCGGUCCCGCAGUAGAUCGCGUUCACGUGAUCGCUCAACCCGCUCACGAUCCUCCUCCAUCGAGCUGGAAGUCGACUCACCUCCUCCGCCGCGGAUUAACCCUUCCCCGACGACCGAAGUUCCACAUGUUCCAAAAAACUCCGAAGCCUUCUCGGUGUCGGCGUUGCUGAAGCGCGAAGUCGAACCGAAGUCAAAGUCUCCCCUUUCCAAUGGAUCAUUCGAUUCGAUUAGGCCAAAUUAUACCCAAUUCUACGAACAAAGCAUCCUCAACAGACCCUUGUUUCCGCCGUUUCCGUUCUUUGCUAUGCUGCAACAGCAAGGACAUCAGUUGAACCCGGCGUUGGCAAACUAUCACCCAUCAACCCCGGAGGAUAUACUGCGGUUACGUCACUUUAUGACACAAAAUGCGGCGGUAGCAUCGGCCGGUGCUGGAGGAGCACAUAUGGACUUCAGUCACCCACAUCACCCUCACCAUUUGCUAAUGCGACCUGAUGUGCACCCACGCAGAACUCACAACGGAAAGCGACCGUACGCCUGCGAGCUGUGCAACAAAUCGUUCGGCCAUGAAAUCAGUUUGAAUCAGCACAGGGCUGUGCACAAUGUGGAGAAAGUGUUUGAAUGUAAACAGUGUGGCAAAGCCUUCAAGCGUUCCAGCACGCUAUCGACACACCUACUUAUACACAGCGACACCCGGCCGUACCCUUGCGGGUUCUGUGGGAAACGAUUCCACCAAAAAAGUGACAUGAAGAAGCACACUUAUAUUCAUACCGGCGAGAAACCCCACAAAUGUCAGGUGUGUGGAAAAGCCUUCAGCCAAAGCUCGAACCUCAUAACGCACUCGCGCAAACACACCGGCUACAAACCAUUCCAGUGUGAGCUCUGCCACAAAGCAUUCCAGCGAAAGGUGGACUUGCGACGUCACAAGGAGACGCAGCACACGGAAAUACGCACCAUGGUCAACUAACCCAAGGCCAGACCGGAGUUCACUAUGACAGCGAUCACCUCGGCUAGCUCCGGUGCUGGA
This is a messenger RNA of Anopheles maculipalpis, 1786 nucleotides long. RefSeq names its product PR domain zinc finger protein 10 (gene sens-2). The transcript has 8 exons. Bases 8 to 1726 code for a protein of 572 amino acids. Lineage: Eukaryota; Metazoa; Arthropoda; Insecta; Diptera; Culicidae. Gene Ontology annotation, biological process: regulation of transcription by RNA polymerase II. Gene Ontology annotation, molecular function: DNA-binding transcription factor activity; RNA polymerase II cis-regulatory region sequence-specific DNA binding. The record is from RefSeq and is a predicted model, not a curated record.